AUGGGAGCAGACUGCCAAGCGCAGCAACUGCAUCGAGUUAUCGAAGUGGAGCGUCCUGUAAACAGAAAGAGCAGGGAAUUCCCUUCUUGUGCAUUUACGUCCUCGCCCUCCCAACGGAGCUCUCUUAAUUGCUCCCUUGUUCCUCCCGCACCUGUGCCCUCCCUCCCUCACUCCCCCCCCAGCCCACGCCCUCCCUUGUCCCUCCCCCGCCUGGGCCCUCCCUCACUCCCCCCCCCAGCCCACACCCUCCCUCGUCCCUCCCCCGCCUGGGCCCUCCCUCACUCCCCACCAGCCCACGCCCUCCCUCCCUUCUCCCCAGCCCACGCCCUCCCUCGUCCCUCCCCCACCUGGGCCCUCCCUCACUCCCCCCCCCCAGCCCACACCCUCCCUCACUCCCCCCCCCAGCCCACGCCCUCCCUCGUCCCUCCCCCGCCUGUGCCCUCCCUCACUCCUCCCCAGCCCACACCCUCCCUCGUCCCUCCCCCGCCUGGGCCCUCCCUCACUCCCCCCCCAGCCCACGCCCUCCCUCGUCCCUCCCCCGCCUGGGCCCUCCCUCACUCCCCCCCCCCAGCCCACACCCUCCCUCGUCCCUCCCCCGCCUGGGCCCUCCCUCACUCCCCACCAGCCCACGCCCUCCCUCCCUUCUCCCCAGCCCACGCCCUCCCUCGUCCCUCCCCCACCUGGGCCCUCCCUCACUCCCCCCCCCCAGCCCACACCCUCCCUCACUCCCCCCCCCAGCCCACGCCCUCCCUCGUCCCUCCCCCGCCUGUGCCCUCCCUCACUCCUCCCCAGCCCACACCCUCCCUCGUCCCUCCCCCGCCUGGGCCCUCCCUCACUCCCCCCCCAGCCCACGCCCUCCCUUGUCCCUCCCCCGCCUGUGCCCUCCCUCACUCCUCCCCAGCCCACACCCUCCCUCGUCCCUCCCCCGCCUGGGCCCUCCCUCACUCCCCCCCCCAGCCCACGCCCUCCCUCACUCCCCCCCCCAGCCCACGCCCUCCCUCACUCCUCCCCAGCCCACACCCUCCCUCGUCCCUCCCCCGCCUGGGCCCUCCCUCACUCCCCCCCCCCAGCCCACGCCCUCCCUCGUCCCUCCCCCGCCUGGGCCCUCCCUCCCUUCUCCCCAGCCCACGCCCUCCCUCGUCCCUCCCCCACCUGUGCCCUCCCUCCCUUCUCCCCAGCCCACGUCCUCCCUCGUCCCUCCCC
Hypanus sabinus (Atlantic stingray) is the source of this 1203-nucleotide messenger RNA. RefSeq lists its product as uncharacterized. The annotation marks the transcript as partial. Lineage: Eukaryota; Metazoa; Chordata; Chondrichthyes; Myliobatiformes; Dasyatidae. The transcript is spliced from 2 exons. The record is from RefSeq and is a predicted model, not a curated record.